This is a messenger RNA of Penicillium salamii, 1866 nucleotides long. Lineage: Eukaryota; Fungi; Ascomycota; Eurotiomycetes; Eurotiales; Aspergillaceae. The record is from the annotation of a GenBank genome assembly.
AUGAGUUCACAAAGCAGCCUCGUCAAUGCUUUUCCAGGCCCUAAAGCUGGAAGCGCAAGCACAACUUCCACCUCCACAGUUCGAUCGCGACCUCGACGCUUAGUUUCAUUCAUGGAUGACGAGGAGGACGAAAGCUCAAAUUAUUCUUACCAGAGCGACUCCCAGCCGUUAUCCUCCGCCUUGUCCACCACUCUUGCACCAUCCGAGACUGGAUCAACUCGCUCGCGGGGGCCAUCUCGUGGUGCGUCACCACUUCCGCGGACGCACCCCUCCCGAGCGACCGAAUCGGCCAACCGUGACACACGCAGUGAGACCUCUGCUUUUGCUUGGAAUGGAUCCCUCACCUCGUCGCGAGGUGCUGCGGACUUUCUAGACUCCUCGUGGUCGUCACUCCAAAGUAUUGCAUCUUCGGUUCUGGGGAGUGACGCAGGACGAGCCACUCCCCCUAAUACAACAAAGACGAACCCGCGCAGAAAGCCCUCUCGGUCGGAUGUAUAUAUCAAGAGUGGUCCGAGACCGGCGUGGGGUCCAUCGGCGCCGAAUUCCUUAGAUGUUGGCACUGGGACCCAGGAGGAACGACAAGCUCUGGUUCAAGCGAAGAAGAGAGAAGCGCUUCUACUUGCGGAUAGUGACCCAAUCGCAAGCCGGGCUUUCCCCCAUAAAAGACGCGACUCGGGAGACACUUCGCACCAAGCGAUUGACCCAGGGCAUGAUGAGGAUGCGCUGGCUUAUAUUCACAGCGUGCAGCCGACAGAUACUAUCACUGGAGUGACGAUCAAAUAUGGAUGCCAGGCUGCGGUGUUCCGGAAAUCAAAUGGUUUCUGGCCCAAUGACAAUAUUCAAAGUAGGAAUGUUGUUUUACUGCCAGUUGACGCAUGCUCGGUGAAAGGCCGACCUCUGCCCAAAGAGCCUGUGGAUCUAUUGAGUCCGGAUACCGAAGACCCCAGUGACAGCUCUAUCGCCCCCGUGGCCACUUCCAAUAAUAAGACCAAGGGAAAGGAGAAACCUACCCCCCUCGAAGAUCCCAACCAGGUUUGGACACAUGAAUCUUGGGUGCAGAUGGAUGGUUUCCCAGGACCAAUACAGAUUGUCCGAGUGCCUCGAAGUGCACUAGGCUUUUUCCCGCGUACACGUCGAAAAUCAACUUCCUACUCAGAUGCCGAUCCCCCGACCUCAUAUCGAGAAACAGUCACACCUCCAUCUCCCUCUGGAUCACCCCCUCCGCCAUCAACACUUGGUGCACUCCCACGAACUCGAUCUAACGGGGACCAAUCUAAGCCCAAGUCCUCAAAUCCCUCUCGUCCCGGACAUCGUCGCCGACAGAGUAGCCUUCACCUGACCGGCACUGGCGUGGGAACCCUCGAUUCCACCUCGACAGGCCCAGGGCCUGCUUUAGAUGGCUUCACCCGAUUCUUCGCACAACACAUGCCGAAUCUUGCACCAGGGCCACCCCCAGACAAUGCACGCAACGCUUCAUUUGAAUCCGCGUCAACUGCGACUUCCAACGCAUCGACCGGGCUCGAGAACAUCGGCGGUGCUUUCGAGGGCUGGGUUCGCAAAGUAGCGACGCGGGCCAAGGCCGGCAUCAAUGAGCUGCAACAGCCUCCCAGCCAGCAAGGCAAUAGCCGAGGACGCAAUCUAUGGCGAAUGGAUGACUUGAUCGAACUUGACGAUAGCAGAGUAGAUGGUCGAGAUUCUACGAGCCCUUUCAAGGGUAGUCCGCAGAGACCCGAUUUGCAAGGUGGAUCUUCCUCAUCUUCCGUCCGAUACAACAGUUCUUCAGCGGUGGCAGCGAGCAGGUCUCGUGCAGCUGGUUUCGGCUCAGGCUCUUCAGGCGCAUACGGCGAACGAGCCAAGGACGACUAA